AUGGCUCCAGAGAGAUCUCCUACCGAGACUUCUCCUUUGCUGGGGUCAAGCAACGGCACAGUGUCCAACGGAACGAUUCCCGAUAACAAUGUGGAAUCAGGAGUUUCGACCCAAGAUGAGCAGGUGAAGGAGCCAUUUCCUGAUGCUCAGAAGCAGCUCAAAUACAUUGUGCCUGCGAUCUCACUUGGAAUCUUCCUGUCGGCGGCAGAUCAGACAAUUAUCAUGGCCAGUUAUGGUCAGAUUGGUAGUGAUCUGAAGUCUCUCAAUCUAACCAGCUGGAUUGCAACCUCGUACUUUUUGACUCUGACCUCUUUUCAGCCUCUUUAUGGAAAACUGAGCGAUAUCUUUGGCCGCAAGCCAUGCCUGCUUUUUGCAUAUGCCAUUUUUGGUAUUGGCUGUCUGUUCUGCGGUCUGGCACGGAAUAUCAAUGAAUUGAUUGCUGCUCGGGUCUUUCAAGGCAUUGGCGGUGGUGGUAUGACUACUGUUGUCAGCAUCCUGAUGAGUGAUAUUGUUCCCCUUCGUGACCGAGGUGUGUGGCAAGGUAUCAUCAACAUCAUCUACGCCACAGGAUCCGGUACGGGCGCGCCGUUGGGAGGAAUUUUGGCUGAUUAUAUUGGCUGGCGUUGGGCUUUCCUAGCACAGUUCCCCAUUUGCAUCGUGGCAUUUAUUGCCGUGUCUUUUAUGCUAAAGCUUCCUGCCCGUGAGAGCACUCAUUGGAAAACCAAACUGCGUCGGAUCGAUUUCCUUGGCGCUAUUGUUCUUGUAGGGGCUGUUCUUGGCUUCUUGAUUGGUCUUGACCGUGGCAGUAAUGUAUCAUGGAAAUUACCCUUGACUAUUGCCUCGCUGAGUGUCUCCGCUGUCUUGUUUGUCAUCUUCAUCCUGGUUGAGGUCUACCUGGCAGCUGAGCCCUUUGCACCGGGCCACAUUAUCUUCAACCGCACUUUCUUCGCUUGCUAUGCUUGCAACUUUUUCAGCUUUGGAGGUUGGCUCGCUGCGCUGUUCUAUAUCCCGCUAUACUUCCAAGCAGUUGAUGGUGUCUCCGCUACCAUCGCUGGUUUGCGUCUGUUGCCAAGUAUCCUCUGCGGUGUUUCCGGCUCAUUAUUUGCGGGCAUGCUAAUGAAGUGGUAUGGAAAAUAUUACUGGCUGACCGUUGCUGCGUAUGCUUCCCUAACAACGGGUUGCUUCUGCAUCUAUCUGUUUUCCGGAGGCGCUGUAACUAGCACUGUCCCUAUGAUCCUGGGAAUGACGAUUGCGGCAUUUGGAAACGGCAUUGGCGUCACCACGACUUUGAUCGGCUUGAUUUCCAACGCUACUUAUGAAGACCAAGCGGUUGUAACUGCUUGCUCUUACUUGUUCCGCUCAUUGGGAUCCGUAAUUGGACUCUCAUUAUCAUCAACUGUUGUUCAACAACUCCUGCGAGACCGACUGAGAUCUGGACUAAAGAACAGCAAGAACAUAGAUCAGAUUGUUGAAGGCGUGCGAGAAAGUCUCGAUUUCAUCAAAACCCUAGAUCCAAAAACCGCCCGGAUUGUCCGGGAUGCUUAUGGCUGGUCCACCAACAAGGGAUUCGCCUUUAUGGUUGGUGUGGUAUUCUUUGCUCUGUUGAGCGGCUUCUUCAUUCGCGAAACCAAGCUUAGCCGCUGA
Molecule: messenger RNA, 1644 nt
Organism: Penicillium arizonense
Lineage: Eukaryota; Fungi; Ascomycota; Eurotiomycetes; Eurotiales; Aspergillaceae
Product: putative MFS multidrug transporter
Exons: 5
Coding region: 1-1644 (547 amino acids)
Biological process (GO): transmembrane transport; basic amino acid transport
Cellular component (GO): fungal-type vacuole membrane
Molecular function (GO): basic amino acid transmembrane transporter activity
Source: RefSeq, a predicted model, not a curated record